AUGUCCCUGGCGGCCUCGGCGGGCCGGGGGUCGGGGUCCGUGUGGUCCCCAACGCAUGUGCAGGUGACGGUGCUGCAGGCGCGGGGCCUGCGGGCCAAGGGCCCCGGGGGCACGAGCGACGCGUACGCGGUGAUCCAGGUGGGCAAGGAGAAGUACGCCACCUCGGUGUCGGAGCGCAGCCUGGGCGCGCCAGUGUGGCGGGAGGAGGCCACCUUCGAACUGCCGCCGCUGCUGUCCGCCGGGGCCGGGCCCGCGGCCGCCGCCACCCUGCAGCUCACCGUGUUGCACCGCGCGCUGCUCGGCCUCGACAAGUUCCUGGGCCGGGCCGAGGUGGACCUGCGGGAGCUGCACCGGGACCAGGGACGCAGGAAAACCCAGUGGUAUACCUUGAAAUCCAAACCCGGAAAGAAGGAUAAAGAGCGAGGAGCAAUUGAGGUUGACAUCCAGUUUAUGAGAAACAACAUGACUGCUAGCAUGUUUGACCUCUCCAUGAAAGACAAGUCUCGGAAUCCAUUUGGGAAACUGAAGGACAAGAUCAAGGGGAAGCAUAAGGAUAGCGCGUCGGACACCGCCUCAGCCAUCAUUCCCAGUGUGACACCCUCCGCUGACAGUGAUGAUGAGUCUCCUUCCAAAGACAAGAAAAAGAAAUCGAAGAUCAAGACCCUGUUUUCCAAGUCGAAUUUGCAGAAAACGCCACUUUCCCAGUCCAUGUCCGUCCUGCCUACUUCAAAGUCAGACCGAGUGCUGCUUCGUCCUGGAGGCUUUCAGUCCGGGUGGGAGGAUGAGGACAAUGAGGAUGACUCCCCCUCUGCCUCAGAUGUGAUGUCUCACAAGAGAACAGGAAGUGCGGAUGCUAAGCAACUGAACCAGAUCAAUUUCAGCCUUCCCAAGAAGGAAGGACUCUCCUUUCUUGGUGGCCUUCGGUCUAAGAAUGACGUCCUUUCUCGCUCUAAUGUCUGUAUCAAUGGGAACCAUGUUUACAUGGAGCAGCCGGAAGCCAAGAGCGAGACCAAGGACAGCACCCCCUCCUCCUCCCCGUCCCCCCAGGGCUUCAGGAAGAAGCAUUUGUUCUCCUCCACUGAGAACCUGGCUCCUCGGUCUUGGAAGGAGCCUGGGGAUGGAGGGGCGGUGUCUUCCGACCCGUGGUUCUCUGAGUCUUCCACCAAGGACUCUCUGAAAACCAUGUCUCUGCCGUCCUACCGGCCGCAGGGCAGUGGGGAUAUUCGGGAGAGCGCGGCUCCUGUGAGCUUAGAAGCCACAAAAGAAACCAAAGAGAGCAAGAAGCAGGAGAACAAGAAGUCCUCGUUGCUUUCUCUGGUGACGGGAAAGAAGGACGUGGCUAAGGGCAGUGAGGGCAGAAGUCCGCCUACCGUCCUGGGGAAGGAGAAGGAAGGCGCGCCGCUGCCGGAGGUCCGACCAAGGGAUGACCGGCCGGGGCCUGACGAAGGCUUACCGAAGAGAACUGAGAAGGACACUCUGGCUGUCGUCUCUGGACGGGGUAAAUCCCUGAAUCCCUUUGAGGAAGUGCAGGUCACAGAACCGGAAGCCGACCGAGAGCCCAAGUGGGAAGCUGCACCAUCCGUGGGCUCUGCACGGGCUCCGCAGACCAAAGCCGUCAAGCCUCGACUGGACGUGUCUCCAGAGGCUCAACCUACAGCCAGGCUUUCUUCUUCCCCUGAGUCUCCUGUCUUCUUUUCUGCUCUUCUUUCCAGUUCUGGCCAGACACCUGUCCCUUCUAAAUUGGGGCAUGGUGCAGAGACACCGUCCUCUGAAUCUCCCUCUGUCUUCUCUUUCCCAUCUCCCAUAGUGGCUCCCAUUUCCACAUCCACGCCGGUUGAGAACUGGCCUUCCACAGACAAGGGCCAGGCCAGUCCGGAAGAACCAUCUUUGCCCCUUAAGGCAGAAUUGCCAAGGGAGAGUUUAAUACAAGUUCCAAAGACCGUUUCUGGUGUCUUGGGGUCACUUUCCAGAAAGCUACCCACUCCAGCAUGUAAAGGGACGGAAGAUUCUCCCACGAGGAAGACCAGUGAGAUAGGCCCAGACAGCACUGUUGGUAACGACUCAGAAAAGUCUCUUGUGAAGCAGUCUGAAAUGGGGCACCAGGAAGAAAUUCUGGGGUUUCCUGCCUCAGAACGAGACUCUGUCCCUUCAUCUCAAGAGGCCCAAGAAGUAACAUUCGGCCUUUCACUCCAAAGUGGCCAGAUUGAAAGCCCAGCGGGGAAGCAUCCGAUGAGGACAAGCACAGACUCGGAGAGUCCGUCUGUGUCCUUUGGGGAGACCAGCCUUCGGGAAGACAGCAUGACUUCUGCAAUGACGGAAGCGGUGCCCCCUUUUCAGAUGGGAGAAUCCGCUCCCCCUCUUGGUUCCGUGAUGCGGAGACGCGAAGAGAAUGUGGGUGAGAGCCGAAAGAAAAUCAGGAAGCACGUGUCAUUUUCUGAGCAGCUCUUUACACAAGGGGAGGUAGAGCAGGCCGCCCAGUCAGUGGAAGAGGACAGAAGGCAUCCCCGGGAGCUGACACACGAGGGAGCCGCCGCUGGAAAUGCGUCAGACAGGGAGUCUGCUGAGGCCGCAGAGAGGGAAGCUGUGUCCCCAGCAGCGCAGUGUGGUGUGCCAGCUUCCGUGGCAGGCCCCCUUCCCGGCCCGUCUUGCGAGGAGAAGGGCUCAGAAGCCCCCAUGAGUGAAGCAGGCUCAGGGAAAGACAUUCCGCUCUUGAGGAUUGAGCCAGAAGAUACACUCAUGGCCCCAAUUCAGAGCAAAGCCAGUGAUCACGAAGGUUUAUUGUCCGAGCCCCUGAGUGGCCUUCACUCUACCCCAGGGGUUAACUCUCCAGUUGUGGCUGAUCUGGGCUUAACCCUUCCUUCCAUUCCUGAAGUGGCAUCAGAUGAUGAGAGAGUGGAUCAGGUUGAAGACAAUGGAGAGACAGCCCAGGUGGCAGCCCCAGAAGGAGGACCUUCCUCCUUGAGCCUGUCCCCUGCCCGUCCUGAGAUGGAAAAGGGGCCGAGGGGUGAGGCAGACGGCUGGGCGGCGCCUGCAGAGGGUCCACAUGACCCCGGGUCAAAAGCACCCAAAACAUCUGCGGCAGCCUCUCCAGAGCCAACGGCCGCUUCAGGAAUUCAUAAGCCAGAUCUUGGCAAGAGCUCAUGGUCGGAUGAACAGCUGCCACGUCCUGGCAGCGGCGAGAGGGAAAAGCUGAUGGGAAAUGGGAGGCCAAGCCCGCCUCCUGAUCCAGCCCUGGAUUCUCCUAUAGCCAGUCCCUCCUUUUCUGAGAACUUUCCUGUUACACGCUCUUUCCCCGGCUACCCACAUGCUGACACUCACCACACCAGUACAGCAGAAUCUCAAAAAAAGGCCACAGCAGAGGGUCCCGCUGGUAAAGUGGAAAGUUCUGGCAAGAAGAAGCCGCUUCUUCAGGCCUGGGUCUCACCCUCAGAGACACUUCCUAUCUCAGCUCAGCCGAGCGUGGGAACGGGGUCAGCCAAGCACAGACUUCACCCUGUGAAGCCAAUGAACACAACAGCCACCAAGAUUGCCAGCUCCAGCUUGGGCACCGCCACCAUCAUCAGCGAGAACUUGAUCAAUGAAACUGCGAUGAAGAAAUACAACCCCUCGGACCCCGCCUUUGCAUACGCACAGCUGACCCAUGAUGAGCUGAUCCAGUUGGUCCUCAAGCAGAAGGAGACGAUAAGCAAGAAGGAGUUUCAGGUCCGGGAGCUGGAAGACUACAUUGACAACCUGCUCGUCAGGGUCAUGGAGGAAACCCCCAACAUCCUCCGCGUCCCGGCUCAGGUCGGCAAAAAGGCAGGAAAGAUGUGACUCGUCAGCCUAGGAGACCCAGACUGUUCUGUGAGUUCGUUUCCACCCGCUCCUGAGGUCAAGGACUCCGUAGGCCUGAUAACCAGCACACAGGCUCGAAGUCACCAGCCGCCUCCCUUGCCUGUUAUCUGGCAAGAGUCAGUUCCAGCAACUGAAGCCAGGUUAAUUAUUACAAUGAAUCUUUUACUGUACAUUCCCAGGGUUUUAUUUUUAAAUGCCACUGUGCCUUUAACUAUCUUGUAAAUAUUUUAUGCUCUGACCGGAGAUGUGGUCAUAAGAUCUGCUCCUGGCCCAGAGCUUCGGGUGGUGCUGGGUGAUUCAUGUAUCUAACACUGGGAUUUUCUCUCUUCGAUAUUGACAUUUAAAAAUACAUACCCCCCGCUGCCACCCCGCCCCGUCAGUGAAGUGCGGGGUGAAAUGAGAAGGACCGGGCACCUGCUUGCUUGGCUUUUGAGAGUAGCUCAGGGUGGCGUUUGGCUGGAGGUGCUAAGUUUUGAUACCGUGUAAACCUCCCGGGCUUCUUGGACUUGGUCUUACUGAUUUGACCAAAGCGGGGGAGGUGAACGAAAGCCUUGUGAGUGUGCCUUGCUAGAUUUUGGAACAAGCUGCCUUUUCUAAAUGCCACAACUCUUCAGCCUUACGGUGUGCUCCUGAUGGGUGCAUAGGGCCCACCUGUGGAGACGGGAGAGGCAGAACAGGGAGUUUGUCACUUCGCAUUCGUUUAACGGGGGGUUGGUCGAAGUCUCACCGUAGCCGGGCUCCUGCUGGCUGGAGUGGCCUCAUCAGUGCCUUGAGAAGGGAUCAGGUGGCCAAAGCAUUGACUAACUUGAUUCCACCAGGUAGGGAAUGAUCUCAGUAGGACUCCUGUGGCCUGUUGCCCCAGUGCCUUUGCUUGGCUCCCUGAUCUCCUCACAACACUUUCUGGCGAUCCCCUACUCCACCCCCAACCCUUGAUAUAAAGUUAUGAAGAGCAAGAAGGUAACACUUAGUUUGGUUGGCUGUAUUUUUAAAGCUAGAAGAGCACACCUAUUUUUCUGAAGCUAGGAUGUUUCUGAAAUGAUAACCCCAGUCAGACUCUUCAGGUCGUUUCAUUGUUCAGAAACUAAUACUGGAAUUAGAAUGUUUCUGUGUUGCUCGUUUUUUUUCCUCCUGGUUGUGACAGAAUCUUACCUAACCUUGACCUGUCUCUGGGGCGGGAGAUCACAGGCCAGUGCAGAGGGCAGGGUUUGAGGCAACAACAGUUAUUAGCUCGGGGCUCUCUUCUCUGUCUGUUCUUGUUCUGUGGAGGCAAGAGGCAAGACGGUUGGCAGCAGGGCCCUUUUCAGGAUCUUAUGCUAGCGGCAACGUUAGUUACAUCAGAGCACUUCGCUCUGAAGGGUGAUACUGUUACUUGAUGAAUCAGCUUUUGAUUAUCUAUAGCUGCUUUAUUUAAUGCUCUUACAGUAGUGUGGAAGCUGUAAACUUCCCAGAUGACUUGUAUUUUUGUAGUGCUAUGAGAGUUAUUUACGUGCCUGGAAAGAGAAUUGUAUAUUCGCCUCCACUCUGAAAAUGUACGUGUAUAUAUUCAUUCCACAAUAGGUUGUUUUUGUUUUGUUUUACUUAGAAAUGUAUUUUGACUGUGAUAACCCAAGGGCACUGGGGGCAGGGGUGCUCUGAAGGAUUUCUCCUUAGAGGAACUGGUGUGGAGACCUGCACUGUUCACAAGAGGAGCUUGGUCUGGACAUACUAUCUGCUGCUAGGACCUCGGGUGUGUAACUCGGUCAGUAUUUGAGAGGGACGUCUGGGUAGAAGAGUGAAUUCCUGUGUUCUGAAAUGCCACUUGGGGACUCUGGAGAAUGAAGGAUAAUUUACUUCAAGGGUGUCUGGCUUCUACCAAUGCUGGGGAAAAAGAAAUCCAAUUCAUAGCAGUCCUGUACCUCUCAAAGUAGCUAACCUGGAGGGCAUGAGGUAAUGACUGUCCGUGAGGGCUCUAUUCUGGGGGAGGGUUUAUGUCUCCCUGACCCAUUAGCAGGGGUUGGUGAAUUGGAGCGUUGGAGGGCACGUACCCACCUACGUGAGGAGUGUUGGGGCUUGGCUCCAGCUGCUGUAAAUGCCAGCCUGAUGGAAGCACGCUGGGAGGAGGCUGUGUUCUGGAGAAGCGGGAGCAGCUCUUUUCCUGGCCUCACCUAGCUGCCUCCAGAAAGAGUGGUCGGUUCUUUAGGGAAGCAUCAGGUUAAAUACCGAACAUCUCGCAGUGAACUUCAGCUGGAAGUCAGCCUCCUGAAAACAUUGUCAAUCCUUUGCCUAUUUCCUAUCAUCUCAUUCCUUGGACUCUGACAGGUUUCCUGCCCUCUGUUUUAUUCCUGUGUGUUAGCACAUCAGAAUGGAGGAACAAGAAAGCCUGCCCUUGACCAUGCGGAAGAGCCGUUGACCCUGAGUGGGAGGUGUGUGCAAAUGAAUAGGUGUGUGUGUGUGUGUGUGUGUGUGUGUGCCUGUGUCUGUCUGUGUGUCUGUCUGUCUGUGUCUGUGUGGUUUCCAGCUUUGCUAACAGUGGGAACUCAAAAGGGCAGAGCGGGGGAGGACCCAUGACAGCCACACACCAAAUUGAAGGCCAGAGACAAUUUAAUGUUCAAUUAGGCAGCAUCUUCCCUCCCUGAGUCCCUUUUCCCAAUCGAUCGUCUUCGUUUCUCUUAAGAACUACGAAUUAAUGAUCCCUCAAGGCUGACAGAUUAAUUGCCUUCAGUAGGGAACUUGGCCUCCUGGUAGUCAUACCAACCUCGACUCUGGUUUCUCAGUAUCUGUUAUAUGGGCUACUAACUUGACCUCUUCCACCCCCCGACUGAAAGAUCGCCCAGCGUUUUUGGAUUAUAAAAUGAUUUCCUGCCUUUUGAGUUUGGGAGUUUUUAACUUCUUUGGUUUUGUUUUUAAGAAGUAACCUAAAAUUUCUACAACACUAAAUAAAAAUGGUACUACCU
Molecule: messenger RNA, 6767 nt
Organism: Enhydra lutris kenyoni (northern sea otter)
Lineage: Eukaryota; Metazoa; Chordata; Mammalia; Carnivora; Mustelidae
Product: RAB11 family interacting protein 1
Exons: 6
Coding region: 1-3813 (1270 amino acids)
Biological process (GO): regulated exocytosis
Cellular component (GO): intracellular membrane-bounded organelle
Molecular function (GO): small GTPase binding
Source: RefSeq, a predicted model, not a curated record